AUGGCCCUUAUCUCCUAUCAAUAUGAGGAGACGGGGCCACCAACAGGUCAGCUUGAUGGCAUGUGGCUGAACGCAGAUUGUCCUUGGGAAGUAUACAGUGUCACAGGCCAUCGAGUGAGACGGACAAACUCUCAUGGCACCCGAGAGUUUAGCAUCCAGUGGGAUCCAGCACGGAGCUCGUGGCAAUGGGGAACGCAUGGUCGGCUCAGUAUGCAAUGGCUUGGGGUGGACUCGAUCGCAUGGGUGCCAGAUAUGUGUGAACAUCAGAAUGGUCGCGUGUGGAGAUGGCGACGUGUGCAGCCCAGUCCUCCAGUCACAAUGCAUCCACGCAGGAACGACUCCCGAGCAGUGACGAUGGCUCCUAGAGACCUCCAUCGAUCUCGGGAGCGGCGAUCAAGUCGAAGCCGAAGCCAGGGCCGGCACUGGCACAGCCAUGGCCACAGCCACAGCCGCUACAGCCGCAGUCGGAGGAACUUUUCGGAUGCACAGCUACCAUGUGGCUUGACGCACCGUGAGAUCUACAGCUUGCUCUCCCGUGAGAUAACGCCCGAGGACUACGAGAUGUUACUGCGCCUUGAUGACGCCGUCCCCAAGGCCAAGCCUGCAACCGAAGAAGAAACCAAUGAAUUUCUCAAAGUAGUCCCCGUGCAAGAGGUUCUUGGUAAAGAAUGUCCGAUCUGUCUUUCCCCAUUUAAAGAGGAUGACAGUGUGGCAGCAGUGCCCUGUGUCUGUGCUCAUACUUUUCACAGAGAAUGCAUUUCUACUUGGCUCUCCAAUUACCGGAGAACCUGCCCACUGUGUUGCACGGAGCUCGAAAGAGCCUAA
Messenger RNA from Symbiodinium sp. CCMP2456, 825 nucleotides. NCBI's taxonomy places the organism in Eukaryota, Dinophyceae, Suessiales, Symbiodiniaceae. The record is from the annotation of a GenBank genome assembly.